Messenger RNA from Gorilla gorilla gorilla (western lowland gorilla), 4189 nucleotides. RefSeq names its product mitogen-activated protein kinase kinase kinase 15 (gene MAP3K15). The record is from RefSeq and is a predicted model, not a curated record. The transcript has 29 exons. Bases 248 to 4189 code for a protein of 1313 amino acids. Gene Ontology annotation, molecular function: MAP kinase kinase kinase activity; ATP binding. Lineage: Eukaryota; Metazoa; Chordata; Mammalia; Primates; Hominidae. Gene Ontology annotation, biological process: MAPK cascade; cellular response to stress; protein phosphorylation.
CUCUUUCUCUCCGGCCUUCAAAGGGCGCUGGGGGCCUUGGGGCCUGAGCUUCAGGCUGCAGCCUAGGGGAACUGCCGUCUUCGGCCCGCCGCGGGGCCCCCGGUGCGCUCCGUUCCCUCGAUUUCCGCAGCGUCCCGCGCUUCAGGAGCAGGUGCCGGGACCGCCUGCGCGGCUGCUCUAACUUGUGCCUCCUAGCGGAUCGCAGCCGCUGGCCACUCGCGCAGGGGAAGGGCGCGCAGGCGGGCACAUGGAGAGCGGCGGUGGGAAUGCUUCGGCGGGGGCCCUCGGGGCGGCGAGCGAGUCCCCUCAGUGCCCGCCGCCGCCGGGGGUGGAGGGCGCGGCCGGGCCGGCGGAGCCCGACGGGGCGGCGGAGGGCGCGGCAGGCGGCAGCGGCGAGGGCGAGAGUGGGGGCGGGCCGCGGCGGGCUCUGCGGGCAGUAUACGUGCGCAGUGAGAGCUCCCAGGGCGGCGCGGCCGGCGGCCCGGAGGCUGGGGCGCGGCAGUGCCUGCUGCGGGCCUGCGAGGCCGAGGGCGCUCACCUCAGCUCCGUGCCCUUCGGGGAGCUGGACUUCGGGGAGACGGCCGUGCUCGACGCCUUCUACGACGCAGAUGUUGCUGUGGUAGACAUGAGCGAUGUCUCCAGACAGCCUUCCCUCUUCUACCAUCUUGGAGUCCGAGAAAGCUUUGACAUGGCCAAUAAUGUGAUCUUGUACCAUGACACCGAUGCCGACACUGCUCUCUCUUUGAAGGACAUGGUAAUUCAAAAAAACACAGCAUCCAGUGGAAAUUAUUAUUUCAUCCCAUACAUCGUGACACCGUGCGCUGAUUAUUUUUGCUGUGAGAGUGAUGCCCAGAGACGAGCCUCCGAGUACAUGCAGCCCAACUGGGACAACAUCCUGGGCCCGCUGUGCAUGCCUUUGGUGGACAGGUUCAUUAGCCUUCUUAAGGACAUCCACGUGACCUCAUGUGUUUAUUACAAAGAAACCUUGUUAAAUGACAUCCGGAAAGCCAGAGAGAAAUACCAAGGUGAGGAACUGGCGAAGGAGUUAGCUCGGAUCAAGCUCCGCAUGGAUAAUACUGAGGUUCUGACCUCAGACAUCAUCAUUAACUUACUCCUGUCGUACCGUGAUAUCCAGGACUAUGAUGCGAUGGUGAAGCUGGUAGAAACACUGGAGAUGCUGCCUACGUGUGAUUUGGCCGAUCAGCAUAACAUUAAAUUCCACUAUGCGUUUGCACUGAAUAGGAGAAACAGCACAGGUGACCGUGAGAAGGCUCUGCAGAUCAUGCUCCAGGUUCUGCAGAGCUGUGAUCACCCGGGCCCCGACAUGUUCUGCCUGUGUGGGAGGAUCUACAAGGACAUCUUCUUGGAUUCAGACUGCAAAGAUGACACCAGCCGCGACAGCGCCAUUGAGUGGUAUCACAAAGGGUUUGAACUCCAGUCAUCUCUCUAUUCGGGAAUUAAUCUUGCAGUUUUGCUGAUUGUUGCUGGACAACAAUUUGAAACUUCCUUGGAACUAAGGAAAAUAGGUGUCCGGCUGAACAGUUUGUUGGGAAGAAAAGGGAGCUUGGAGAAAAUGAACAAUUACUGGGAUGUGGGUCAGUUCUUCAUCGUCAGCAUGCUGGCCAAUGAUGUCGGGAAAGCCGUCCAGGCAGCAGAGAGGUUGUUCAAACUGAAACCUCCAGUCUGGUACCUGCGAUCAUUAGUUCAGAACUUGUUACUAAUUCGGCGCUUCAAGAAACCCAUUAUUGAACACUCGCCCAGGCAAGAGCGGCUGAACUUCUGGUUAGAUAUAAUUUUUGAGGCAACAAAUGAAGUCACUAAUGGACUCAGAUUUCCAGUUCUGGUGAUAGAGCCAACCAAAGUGUACCAGCCUUCUUAUGUUUCCAUAAACAAUGAAGCCGAGGAGAGAACAGUUUCUUUAUGGCAUGUCUCACCCACAGAAAUGAAACAGAUGCACGAAUGGAAUUUUACAGCCUCUUCCAUAAAGGGAAUAAGCCUAUCAAAGUUUGAUGAACGGUGUUGUUUUCUUUAUGUCCAUGAUAAUUCUGAUGACUUUCAAAUCUACUUUUCCACCGAAGAGCAGUGCAGUAGAUUUUUCUCUUUGGUCAAAGAGAUGAUAACCAAUACAGCAGGCAGUACAGUGGAGCUGGAGGGAGAGACCGAUGGAGACACCUUGGAGUAUGAGUAUGACCAUGAUGCAAAUGGUGAGAGAGUUGUCUUGGGGAAAGGCACAUAUGGGAUUGUGUAUGCUGGCCGAGAUCUGAGCAAUCAAGUGCGAAUAGCCAUCAAAGAAAUCCCGGAGAGAGAUAGCAGGUAUUCUCAGCCUCUGCACGAGGAGAUAGCCCUGCACAAGUACCUUAAGCACCGCAAUAUCGUUCAGUACCUGGGCUCUGUUUCAGAGAACGGCUACAUUAAGAUAUUUAUGGAGCAGGUGCCUGGAGGAAGCCUUUCUGCUCUUCUGCGAUCCAAAUGGGGGCCGAUGAAGGAACCGACAAUCAAGUUUUACACCAAACAGAUCCUGGAGGGCCUUAAGUAUCUCCAUGAAAACCAGAUCGUGCACAGAGACAUAAAGGGCGAUAAUGUUCUGGUGAACACCUACAGCGGAGUGGUGAAAAUCUCCGAUUUUGGAACCUCGAAACGUCUUGCGGGUGUGAACCCCUGCACAGAGACUUUUACUGGCACCCUGCAGUACAUGGCACCUGAGAUAAUUGACCAAGGGCCUCGCGGAUAUGGUGCCCCAGCCGAUAUCUGGUCCCUGGGCUGCACCAUCAUUGAGAUGGCCACCAGCAAGCCUCCGUUCCAUGAGCUUGGUGAGCCGCAGGCAGCCAUGUUCAAAGUGGGCAUGUUUAAGAUCCACCCUGAGAUUCCAGAAGCCCUUUCAGCUGAAGCCCGAGCCUUCAUUUUAUCCUGUUUCGAGCCUGACCCCCACAAACGUGCCACCACUGCUGAGCUACUGAGAGAGGGUUUCUUAAGGCAGGUGAACAAGGGCAAGAAGAACCGAAUUGCCUUCAAGCCCUCAGAAGGUCCCCGCGGUGUCGUCCUGGCCCUGCCCACACAGGGGGAGCCCAUGGCCACCAGCAGCAGCGAGCAUGGCUCUGUCUCCCCAGACUCCGACGCCCAGCCUGACGCACUCUUUGAGAGGACCCGGGCGCCCAGGCACCACCUUGGCCACCUCCUCAGUGUUCCAGACGAGAGCUCAGCCUUGGAAGACCGGGGCUUGGCCUCGUCCCCGGAGGACAGGGACCAGGGCCUCUUCCUGCUACGCAAGGACAGUGAGCGCCGUGCCAUCCUGUACAAAAUCCUCUGGGAGGAGCAGAACCAGGUGGCUUCCAACCUGCAGGAGUGUGUGGCCCAGAGUUCCGAAGAGUUGCAUCUCUCAGUUGGACACAUCAAGCAAAUCAUUGGGAUCCUGAGGGACUUCAUCCGUUCCCCAGAGCACCGGGUGAUGGCGACCACAAUAUCAAAGCUCAAGGUGGACCUGGACUUUGACAGCUCGUCCAUCAGUCAGAUUCACCUGGUGCUGUUCGGAUUUCAGGAUGCCGUAAAUAAAAUUUUGAGGAACCACUUAAUUAGGCCCCACUGGAUGUUCGCGAUGGACAACAUCAUCCGUCGAGCGGUGCAGGCCGCGGUCACCAUUCUCAUCCCAGAGCUCCGAGCCCACUUUGAGCCUACCUGUGAGACUGAAGGGGUAGAUAAGGACAUGGAUGAAGCGGAAGAGGGCUAUCCCCCAGCCACCGGACCUGGCCAGGAGGCCCAGCCCCACCAGCAGCACCUGAGCCUCCAGCUGGGUGAGCUCAGACAGGAGACCAACAGACUUUUGGAACACCUAGUUGAAAAAGAGAGAGAGUACCAGAAUCUUCUGCGGCAAACUCUAGAACAGAAAACUCAAGAAUUGUAUCACCUUCAGUUAAAAUUAAAAUCGAAUUGUAUUACAGAGAACCCAGCAGGCCCCUACGGGCAGAGAACAGAUAAAGAGCUUAUAGACUGGUUGCGGCUGCAAGGAGCUGAUGCAAAGACAAUUGAAAAGAUUGUUGAAGAGGGUUAUACACUUUCGGAUAUUCUUAAUGAGAUCACUAAGGAAGAUCUAAGAUACCUUCGACUACGGGGUGGUCUCCUCUGCAGACUCUGGAAUGCGGUCUCCCAGUACAGAAGGGCUCAGGAGGCCUCAGAAACCAAAGACAAGGCUUGA